Messenger RNA from Parascedosporium putredinis, 1158 nucleotides. Lineage: Eukaryota; Fungi; Ascomycota; Sordariomycetes; Microascales; Microascaceae. The record is from the annotation of a GenBank genome assembly.
AUGGAUAGCAGCAAUUUCGAUCCUCCUGCCGCCUCACAUCUACCUUCCCCCAUGCGCGACUACGGCUACGACGUCUCCGACUACCGCGCCGUGGACCCCAUCUUCGGUACCCUCGAGGACUUCGACGCCGUCAUCGCCGAAGCCCACCGCCUACACCUCAAAAUCAUCGUCGACCUCGUCAUCUCCCACACCUCCGAGGAGCACGCCUGGUUCCGGGAAAGCCGGUCCUCGCGCGACAACCCCCGCGCCGACUGGUACUGGGACGCCCGCCGCGAGCAGUACUACCUGCACAAUUUCUUGGCCGAGCAGCCCGACCUCAACUUCCACUGCGGCCCCGUCCAGGACGUCCUGCUCGACACCACCCGCUUCUGGCUGGAGCGCGGCGUCGACGGCUUCCGCCUCGACACCGUCAACCUCUACUUCCACAGCCCCGGCCUCGAGAACAACCCGGCCCUCGCCCCCGCGGACCGCGACUUCUCCGCCGCGCCCUCCGUCAACCCCUACAACUACCAAGACCACGUCUUCGACAAGAACCGGCCCGAGAACCUCGCCUUCCUCCGCCGUUUCCGGAGCCUGCUCGACGAGGUCGGCGCCGCGCGCGUCCGCGAAAUCGUCGAGCGGUUCGAGGGCGCCGUCCCGGAUGGCUGGUGCUGCUGGGCGCUCUCCAACCACGACACCACGCGCGCGGCCUCGCGGUGGGCGGCGCUCGCGGAGGCGGACCCCGUCGCGCACCUCAAGGUCGUCGCCGCGCUGCUCAUGUCGGUGCGGGGCUCUUUGUGCAUUUACCAGGGCGAGGAACUGGGCUUGACCGAGGCGGACCUCGCGUUCGAGGACCUCCGGGACCCGUACGGCAUCCGAUUCUGGCCCGAGUUCAAGGGCCGAGACGGCUGUCGCACGCCCAUGGUGUGGGAAGCCGAGGCACCUCACGGCGGAUUCUCCGAUGCGAACCCCUGGUUGCCCGUGCCGGUAGAGCACCGCAAGCUUGCCGUCGACGUUCAGCAAGGGCACGCUGGAUCCAUGCUGGAGCACUAUCGCCGGAUGCUCCGUUUUAGGGCCUCGCAGCAAGCGCUCCGCGAGGACGAUUCGCUUUUAGAGGCGGGGAGACGUGGUACUCUUCGUCAGGAGCCACGCCGGCGAGUCUAUCAUGUGCGCGUUUAA